AUGCCCGUCUCCAACUCGACACUGCCUGUGCUUUCUUUGUUGCCCAGCCUAGAGGGCACGCAAAUCUACCCCGUGGAGCGCGAAAUCAACCGCAGCUCCCUCCUCGACGUCGCGCCGGACCGCGAAUCUUUACUGAUCAGCGAUCAGACCAUCGAAGAAGUGCGACAGGCUCUCAAGAUGCACAUUCCGAUUACCACUGGGCAUUGGCUGUAUAAUGCUCAAAAACGCCAGACAGUCAAGCUACGAGAAGCGACGACACGUCUUUCCGUCUUUGGCAAAUCACUGUCAGCGGUCCCGACGGUAUCAGACGAAAACUCAAACAACGUCGUCGCAAGUCCUCGGAUCCGACGGGUACUGUCGACGUCGUCUAUCUACACCUUCUCUGGGGCUACCUUGACAAGCAUCGAAAGCCGUCUCAACUCAGCUGGCACAAACGGAUCCACCACCUUACCGAUCGAGCCACGGCUAAGUACUUCUGAGAAGCUCAUCUCCCCAAGACCACUAGGCCUUACCCACGUCCUCGUAGUCUACGCUACGAUGCCAAGCUGCCCUAUAGCCCCUCCAGUAGACCCCCAAGGCACCUUACCAAGCCGCAAGAAAAAGGCCGUCACCUAUCCCGAAGUCAUCGAGCUCCCGAUCAACGACCUCCUCUUCAUCCUCAACGUACCCAACUUGGCCCCUCCAAAGGUGCCGGAUACUCCCCUCCUUCCUCGUCGUCUGCACGAGGAGCUUCCGCGGGUCCUGAUGUACGUUCCGCACCUGGACACGUUCCCGGAGCUCGUGAUAUAUUUGCACACCAAGAACCAAGCUGAGUUGUUCAGGAAGGUAAUUCCUGAGUGGAUCAGGGACUUGAUUCACCCUCUGCCUUUGGUUCCUCUGCCUGUCCCUCAAGCGCACUCUCAGCUUGGUCCUGUGGUCCCAUCUCCUUCGGCAGGAGUGCCAACCGAAAGCCGCGGAGUGAUCAAGUUUCUGGGGCUACUUGUUUCUGGGUCCAGUUCAACUACAAGCGUCGACACGAUGGCCUCGUCGUCCUCUGCCAUCUCGACGCCUCCAACUGAGCCAGAUAGGAGUGCGAAGACUAUUUCAGAGGAGAUCGCGCAAGUUUCCUCGACCUUUUCCUUGACGGAAGCAGAGGACCCGUUGUUCCAGACAGCGGCCCGUUUGGACACCCUUCGAGAUAAUCUGCGUCAUAUUGGGUACUUCAACCACACCCUGUGGAAUGAGUUGGACGUUUGCCGAGACAUCGUGUUGAGGUCCAUUUCUUACUCCACAUUCCUGGACUACAUAACCUCUGAAAAACUAGCCUUCAAGCGUGGUCGCCGGGACGAUCCUUUGAGGCUGUAUGCUAUCUUCUACACCACGUGUUUCCCCCCAGCGACCAAGUCCUACGUGAUCAACUCUCGAGAUGAACCGAUGGAAUUCGACUACGCCCCGUCCAAUUGGGGGGACGUCUCCGAGGGGUGUCGCAAUCGCAGGGUGAGGCUGAAAACGACGGCGUCGGUGGCAAUUGGGGCUCUGGAGGGGAACGUCGAUGACAUGCUGGAACUGGCCAUCCGGUGUGUAGACACAAAUGUCGACGUGCAGCGGGGCGCCAAACUGAUCCGACGCGUCUACGAAGGACCUUUCCUUCCCGAGAAGAAGGGUGUCGCAGCCAGCCUCGUGUGCUACCUCUUUGUACACUGUGAUGACCCACACGCUGAAAGCCGGCGGGGUACGAGUGGGGCCUUCCGCAACUGGGUCGCGGCACUUCACUUUGCGGCGCAGAGCUGUAGACUUGGUCACUUCUCGUUUGCAUGCAACUUCGUGGCGGAGACCAGCUUGAACAUCGGCGCCGAGUUCCAGCCCACGUACGACCAGGAGCUGCGGGAGGAGCUCGACCUUGUGCUCGCACACCGCCAAAUUCUCCAGGAGGAGACGGGCUAUCAGCCGCGCAAGCCACAAAUUUGUGCACGCUGCUUUAUGAAGAAGCCUGAGGAGUCGCUCCGAUUGGAAAAAACAUCGGAAAUGGUGCAAGAAAGAUCCCGAACUUACUACCCCAAGUGA
Laccaria bicolor S238N-H82 is the source of this 2043-nucleotide messenger RNA. RefSeq lists its product as uncharacterized. NCBI's taxonomy places the organism in Eukaryota, Fungi, Basidiomycota, Agaricomycetes, Agaricales, Hydnangiaceae. The record is from RefSeq and is a predicted model, not a curated record. The coding region runs from base 1 to 2043 and encodes 680 amino acids. The transcript has 5 exons.